Lobosporangium transversale is the source of this 553-nucleotide messenger RNA. RefSeq names its product DNA directed RNA polymerase. Gene Ontology annotation, biological process: DNA-templated transcription. Lineage: Eukaryota; Fungi; Mortierellomycota; Mortierellomycetes; Mortierellales; Mortierellaceae. Gene Ontology annotation, cellular component: RNA polymerase I complex; RNA polymerase III complex; RNA polymerase II, core complex. The record is from RefSeq and is a predicted model, not a curated record. Gene Ontology annotation, molecular function: zinc ion binding; DNA binding; DNA-directed RNA polymerase activity. The coding region runs from base 69 to 434 and encodes 121 amino acids. The transcript has a single exon.
CAAACAUAAACACCAAAAGAAAUGUUACAGCUCUUUCCUUCUUUGUCUACGAUUCGCAUUAAGCAAAGAUGAAUUACAACGCUGGACAAUCCUCGGCUCCUAAACCUCCUGCUGCCGCCAUGACAUACAUCUGUGCUGAGUGCGGAUCCGAAAACGAAAUUAAGCCUAAGGAACCCAUUCGUUGCAAAGAAUGUGGUUACCGUAUAAUGUAUAAAAGGCGCACCAAACGAAGUACGUUUUCGUUUGUUUUAUUUGUUUUGUCCUAUCUUUUCUCUACGUCUCGAUUCCCCCGACGAGCAGCGCUGUUGUUUUCGUUCUCAAAUGGCAUCAUAUAUAACAGAUACAUAGCAAGACUGGAUAAAAUCCUUCUUUUUCUAAUUCUAGCACCAUGUGAUCCGCUGUUGUCAGAGAGACAUAUUCAUGUAUUUGAUUAAUGUUCAUGUGAGACUAAUCGUGCUGUUCUACUUCAAAUGCAACCUCUAUUUCAUCAUAUAGUGGUUCAAUUCGAGGCUCGUUAGGCAGCAACUUCGUCUUGGAUGAACACAUUAAGCAC